AUAUUAUAGCCACACCUUGUCAUUCCUCCUAGCUUGUAGAAGGUCUCUCUGCUUCUCUGCAAUACUACCAAGCAUCCUACAGCUCAACCAUGCAGUCUCUCAUCGCUUUCUUAGCCGUCCUUGUCGGGGUAGCCAUCGCCAAUCCGAUGGUUCUCUCGCCCGCCGAACAGAACCAGCAGAACAAGGCCAUCUCGGCUAAGGAGUUCCUGAGAAAGAUGUUCCCGGCGGACUCGAUGGUGUCCUUCAACCGAAGCGACAAUCAAGUCGAUGAGGACAUCGUUGGAAGGCUAAGGGCUCUGGGGCUUCGUGAGGCAGCGAACAUCGCAGAGCAGGUUGACCUGAGGCAGGUUCUCCGAGACAGUGACCUUUCAUCUGUCACAUUGUGCAUGCCCAGUGACAAGGCUGUCCAGAAGUGGAGGCAGGAGCUUCCUGCUAAACUGAGACCAGACCAGGAGGCCAUGAAGAACCUGGUCAAGGCUUGGGUCGUUUCAGGAAGGGUCGAGUCUUCGCAGAUCAGCGACAACCAAAAGGUCCAGAGUCUGAACGGCGCCAAGCUAAGAUUUAACGUCUACGCACGUGACUCGAAGAAGAUGAUCACUGUUAAUGGCGCUCGAGUCGUUGACGCCGACAGAAAAGCUAGCAGUGGACUCAUCCACGUAGUCGACAAGGUCAUCUAUCCACUCCCAGUCGGUAACGUAAUGGAGACCCUGGACGACAACAAAGCCUUCUCCAUGGUCGUCGAUCUCCUGAAACAAGCCGGACUCGAGGAUGAACUUAGAAAUUCUGACCCCAUUACGGUUCUUGUGCCGACCAACGCCGCCUUCCAAGCCCUCCCAUCCGGGGUCCUCGACGACCUCAAAAAGGACCCCGCCGGCAAACUCCGCAACCUGCUCAAGUACCACGUGAUCUCAGACGUCAAGUAUUCUGUCUCUCUGUCGUCUGGUCAGCGCCUCCGUGCCUCGCAGGGAGAUGAGAUUACGGUUGCCCGCGACAGUGAUGAUCAAAUUCUCCUGAACAAGCAGAGUGACCAGUCAAAAGCUUCCCGAGUGAUCGCACGUGAUAUCCCCACAACCAACGGAGUGAUCCAGGUCAUCGACCGGGUCAUUCUCCCGCCACAAAAACACUUCGUUCUCGUUUAAAACGGACGACCCGGUUCCCGAUACAGCCCAUACAAUAUGGAUUUAUUAUCAGAAUAUUAAUCGAAUGUCGUGAUACAAUCAUGAAUCUGUAUUUUUAGUACAGAAAUAAAAUCUACCCCUUUCUACUGCAAAAACAA
Strongylocentrotus purpuratus (purple sea urchin) is the source of this 1276-nucleotide messenger RNA. RefSeq names its product transforming growth factor-beta-induced protein ig-h3. The coding region runs from base 90 to 1139 and encodes 349 amino acids. The transcript has 6 exons. Lineage: Eukaryota; Metazoa; Echinodermata; Echinoidea; Camarodonta; Strongylocentrotidae. The record is from RefSeq and is a predicted model, not a curated record. Gene Ontology annotation, cellular component: extracellular matrix. Gene Ontology annotation, biological process: cell adhesion; extracellular matrix organization. Gene Ontology annotation, molecular function: cell adhesion molecule binding.